Selaginella moellendorffii is the source of this 486-nucleotide messenger RNA. RefSeq names its product sucrose-phosphatase 2-like. The transcript is spliced from 3 exons. The coding region runs from base 1 to 486 and encodes 161 amino acids. Lineage: Eukaryota; Viridiplantae; Streptophyta; Lycopodiopsida; Selaginellales; Selaginellaceae. The record is from RefSeq and is a predicted model, not a curated record.
AUGGAACAAUGGUACGCAUCGGGUUUCUUCUUCAAUGCGCUCUGGGCCGCAGAUUAUUUCCAUGACUCGCUUCUGGUGUUCUCGACUGGAAGAUCGCCGACUGAUGAGGCGGGAGAGGACGCUGCUCACGCCGGAGGUCACGAUGUCGAGAUUGUACGGCGAUGCCAUGGGCGAGAACCAAACAAGGGGUGGGAUAGGGCUGAACAAACAGCACAGCGACCUCACAAAGUCAGCUUCAAGCUGAAGAAGGCGGAGGAUCCUCGGGUUGUGGAGACACUGUUGAAGAGAUUGAUCGAGUGUGAGGUCGGGAAUGCGGUUGAAGAUCUUACGCAGUGGUACCUUGAUAAUGCCAAAGACAAUCCCAAGAUCUUUCGUGGCACUGAAAGAUGCGCUUCGGGAAUCUUACAAGCUAUCCGAGAGUUCAAGUUUGAUCCUUGUGUUUCGCCCAGGGAUGCCGACUUACUGAGCCAGCUCACUGCUGGUUGA